Podarcis raffonei (Aeolian wall lizard) is the source of this 3596-nucleotide messenger RNA. RefSeq names its product multimerin 2 (gene MMRN2). Gene Ontology annotation, molecular function: protein binding. Bases 209 to 3181 code for a protein of 990 amino acids. The transcript has 7 exons. The record is from RefSeq and is a predicted model, not a curated record. Gene Ontology annotation, biological process: negative regulation of cell migration involved in sprouting angiogenesis; negative regulation of vascular endothelial growth factor receptor signaling pathway. NCBI's taxonomy places the organism in Eukaryota, Metazoa, Chordata, Lepidosauria, Squamata, Lacertidae.
CUUCGGGGCCCCCCACAGGAACCCACAUUGUCUGAUGACCUUUAACAUUUCCACUGUAGCUGGGAGGGCCGAUAGCGUUGCUUCCGUUCUUUGUUACGUGCCAUUCCUUUUUCCAAGCUUGAGCUUAAGGAAUGGUGCAAAGGGGAUUGCAGGAGCAAUUUGAUUUGAAGUGCAGGGAAGUGUAAGAGCACCAAGUAAGGAGCCCACAAUGAUAGCUAAGCUCUUCUUCCUCUGUGGCACCCUAGUGCUGGCGGAGUCAGACCUGCAUUCAAGAUACCCUGGGCAUCCAGAUCACAAGCAGUGGCCCCAGGACCGCAAGAUGCUAACAGACCCACAGCCAUCUUCUUGGCCAGAGGAAUAUUGGGGGAAGGAGCACAUCAGAGAAGAAGUCCUCCACCCGGCUGCCACCAUUGUGACUGAUGAUGUGAAGGAUUAUGAUGAUGCCAGAGAACAUCAACCUCAUCAUGAGAACUGGUGCUCAUUUCCGCAGUCCCGCCUGGUCACGUAUAUUGCUGUUUGCAAGACAGAGAAAUACGUAAUUAAGUCUCAGCAACCAUGUCCAAAUGGGACCCCAGAUUGCCAGAAGAUCAUGUACAGAGCAGCUUUGAAGCCAGUUUACCAGGUUAAACAAAAAGUCAAGAACAUUUUGCAUUGGAAGUGCUGCCCGGGCUACUUUGGCAAGAACUGUGAACAUCACGAUCCUAAUUUUCUUCCGGUGUCCACCAAUCAGCCGGAAAGCUGGGAGGAAGAGCAAGAAGAGUUCUCCAGCCAGAGAGAUAUCACAGAAGCCCAAGAAAGCCACGAAGGCCUGCUGGAAGAUCUGCAGAACGAUAUUCACCAGGCCACGAGCAACUUGGGAGUCUUACAGAAGGUGCUUCAUUAUAACGGCAGCAGCACAAGGCGAGCCGCGAGCCACAACCAAUCAGAAGUACAGGAGCAAUUCCUCCAGCAAACACUCUUUCCCCAUGUGCAGAGUUUCUUGAAGGAGCAUUUCGACCCAGUCUGGGCAAGCUUCAAUAAAAGUCUACAGGAUCUUUCUGCUGCCGUGAAAAAUCUCUCAAAGAACGUCGAGGCCAAUCGGAAAAGUAUAGAGAGGUUCCAAGAAAGCACCGUGCCCAAGAAAGAUUUUCAGGAGUUGGGAACGAAGUUUGAAUCCAAGGUUCAAGCCAACAUUUUGAGAGUGGACCAUGUGAAGAGAGAAAUAGAGAAUCAUUUACACUCGCAGCAGGCAGCCUUACACUACAAUCUCACCAUGAUCAAAGCAGACACUGAUCUGAAGCUCAAGAGACACCAAAAGACCCAACACUUCUAUUUGUCAGCCUUAAACAGCAGCCUGACAGACAUGAGACAGCAGCAAAACAAGCUUGAAGAUGAGCUCAAGACUCUGAAUAGAAAUUUAGCAGUAUACCCAAUACAAUUUGGCAGCCAAAACGAAGCAUUUAUUGAGAGGGACAUUCAGAUCCUCAAUGAGACCCUGGCAGCACAUGCUCAGCAGCUGACCAAAAUUUUUGAUGAGUCUGAUGAGGACUACACAGAACUAACCGAUUCCAUUGCGAGCUUGAAAGCCACCUUGAAGCACGACCUGGAGGAGUUCAGAGUUGAUUUAAUAGAGAAGAGUCUUAUAAUAGAGGAAUACAGGGAUGAUCUGGAAAGGAAGAUUCUUGUUCUCAACAACACUCUGUCCAAUAUUGAAGACAGCCACUGGGAUUUAGAGAUGUCUCUGAAAGCAUGUCAUUGCGAAACACCAUCUUCACAUGUUGUUACAGAAGAUCUAGUGAACAUCACUCAGGUCAACAGAGAAGAAAUAAAGCAACUUGAGGCACGCUUAAAGGACCUUAAUGCAGCUUUCCCUAUUAUACAUCAGGUUCUAGAAAGCCAACAGAGGCAGAGUCAAAAGCUGGAAGGUGGCAUGUCCCUCCUCAAUUCUCAUGCAGAAAAGCUGUCUGACAAUAUUGGCAUCCUGGAAAAAAAUGAUGAGAAGAUGCACGGGCAUAUCAAAUAUCUCAACAGCUCUUUUAACUCUUUGUUGUUUGAUGCAAUGAGACAUGAGCUAGCACUAAAGGCCUUGCUUGGAGAAGAAAACAUGGAGAUCUUGUUGGAAGAGGACUCAAGUCCUGUAGAAUUAUCCAUAGAGCAGCUUCAAAAGACUAUCAGGCUAAUCUCUGACGAACUCAAGGAGCAAAAUUAUACACUGGAAUAUCUUAUGAAGACAAUUCACUCUUUGGAGAUGAUGGACCAUGGAGACAACCCCAAUGUCCAUAUAUCUCUUAAGCAUCCUAUGUUGGAAAGGAAAACAGAGGACACAGUGCAGGAGGUUACCACCCAACGCAGUGGAGUGGAACACAUGGAGCCAAACCAUGAAGCUGCCAUGGAGGAUGCUCUGGAUAACCCAGCAUAUCACGAUAUCAUGACUCUGAAGAAAGAGAUUGGGCAUCUCAGCAGGGAGAUGCAUAAAUAUAAGUUGCAGAGGGAUCGUGCCAAUUUCUGCUGUAAUUACACCAUAGCCAGCCUAGUGGAACCACUCAGUGGCUCAGUGGAGAAUUUGAGGGAAGACCUUGUGUCAGCCCAGCAAAUCCUUGAAGAACACCUGCAGAUCUUUCAAAAGCUGUUUGGAAGCAACAAGGAAUUAGCCGCUGCAAAUGUAAGCUUGGAUGUCACAAAGAUUCAGUCGCUGGUGGGCAGGAGGAUGAGGAAGCAGCUUCAAGAGGGGCAAAAAAUGAGAGAUAAGAAAGAAGCCAGCAGUCGUAGAGAAGGUACCUUAAACGGAAGAAACAAGAUACAUGCAGAGAUCCUGGAGACAGGUACAUAUGUGGCCUUUUAUGUGAAGUAUUCGGAAGCCAGAGGAGAGCUGAGCCUCAACGGAACAUAUCUCAAUUACGGAGGGGGUUAUUUCCCUGAACACGGCUACUUCAAGUCUCCUCAUACUGGGGUUUACCUUGUUGCCAUCAGCGUGGAGCUUGCACCAGGACCUGCCUUGGGGCAACUGGUCUUCAGCAACCGGCAAAGAAUGACGCUCAUCGACACCAAAAAGAGAAAGGCAAGUGGAGGCUCUCUGGCUACUUUUGCCCUUGUGGAGCUCAAGAAGGGUGAGCUCAUGUGGUUUGAACUGGUGCAGGGCACUGGAGCGAAGCAGAACCCAGCUGGAUUAAGCAUGGCUGGAUUUCUGAUAUUCAAAACUUGAAAAAUAAAAGGUUCCAAAGUCAUAAAUGAUACUUUGCUAUAAACACACGGCUAACCUGUACUAGCCCAAAGACGGCGAAUUUUGCUGUGUGCACUUUUAAAUGUAGUCCCAGCCCUUGAUUCGCCUCAGUGCUGCUUCCUAAAAAUAGUUCAGUCAUUGCUUAGCGGUGUCACAAAUGAGGAAGAAAUGGAGUUUGUAUGUUGCAAAGGCUUUGUGAAAGACAUUAGAGCAAGGAUGGGUCACUUGUGGCCUUCAGCUGCUGCUGGAUUCCCAACUCUUCUUGGCCCUAGCCAUGAUUAGUCAGGGAUUAUGGGAAAUAUCAGGAAGCCCCAGGUUUUUCCCGCUCCAUCCCUUUGAUACUUUAUCAUGCAUUUGAUUCUAUUCUUCCUCAGACUAAAAAUGCUCCCCUUGUCUU